Molecule: messenger RNA, 1257 nt
Organism: Phaedon cochleariae (mustard beetle)
Lineage: Eukaryota; Metazoa; Arthropoda; Insecta; Coleoptera; Chrysomelidae
Source: the annotation of a GenBank genome assembly
AUGUUCAUUCUUUCGGCGAUAAAUUUGAUCGAAGGAAGAAGUUUAUCAAAUAAUGACGCGUUAUCAAUUCAUCAAUACGCUAAAGUUGCCAAAUGGGGCGCAAAUGAGAAUGUUACUAAAGUUCAACAAGGAAGAAGCAACUCAGGUCAUGCCUUAUGGCCCCACAAGUCGGAUGUGAAUUUCAUCCAAACUCAGAACUCCAAACCCACGGUGGUGAAGCAAUUCCCUGUUUAUAUUAAGCCCCAAUCAAGGCAGGACAGUGUGAAGGUAGACAACAAUCCCGGAAUAGGCGAGGUAAUCCAGGACCGUUUCAACGCCAGACCAGCCUUCAGCUACACCCAAAUACCUCCAAGAAACCAAGACAGCGCCACAUACGGACCUCCAAAGCUAUCCACGCCUCCUGCUGCAUUUCCAGCUGUGUUCAACGUCGCUCCUGCUUCAGCCAGCUCGAAUAAACCCCCUGUGGACUUAUAUACUUCCCCCUAUAGUUCUUACAAUCCACCGGACAUAAAACCGGAGACCAAUCAAGACUCUUACCCACCUAGUAUCGACUCGUAUGCUGCACCUCCUUCUGAUGACUCGUAUGCUGCACCACCUUCUCAUGGUGAUGGCCCAGAGCAGCUGCCACCCAAACCCACUUCGGCUACGCUUGGGCCUCCAUUAUCGCCAGACUUCGGACAUAGUCAUGUUAGGGAGGUAGAUGUCUACCCUUCUGACCAUGAGGACUACCAGAUGCCCAAGAACGGUGGGGACAUGCCCCCAGAACCACCGAAGAGCAUAGACGAUGUAUACUAUCCCCCUGAUUUUCCUAAGGACCAACAGCAGAUGAAGGCUGUUGACAUGACGGCUGAUCUUAAUCCUCCCUCAGGUCCAGCGGCGUUCGACCACCAUUUUCCGCAUUACCUGUACGAUAACCACCAUUUUGACCACCAUGUUUAUGAGGAGAUACCGCACCAUACUACUACUGAGGCUACUGAGAAGCGUGUUAGUAGUACCCAUUACAGUUACUACUAUUUGGGAAGGAAGCUCUGGUACAUUCCGCUGUACUUUAGCAUAUACUUUAUGAUAUAUGUUACGGCGCUUAUUUUGAAAUCUAUAGCCAGGCAUAAGGUGGAAUUGAAGAACGAGUGGUCUACUUCGCAUUCUAGAAGUGCUAGGCAGCUGAACUUGGGGUCAUUGGAGACUGUUGAUCAUCUACAUAGGAAUAUUACUGCUGCUCUGGAUACUGCCCACAAAUUGUAUGACGAAAUUAUGUAA